Messenger RNA from Cygnus olor (mute swan), 3959 nucleotides. It is a transcript of the gene MESD, whose product is annotated as mesoderm development LRP chaperone. The transcript is spliced from 3 exons. Bases 744 to 1406 code for a protein of 220 amino acids. Lineage: Eukaryota; Metazoa; Chordata; Aves; Anseriformes; Anatidae. Gene Ontology annotation, molecular function: low-density lipoprotein particle receptor binding. The record is from RefSeq and is a predicted model, not a curated record. Gene Ontology annotation, biological process: protein folding.
CCGAAGUUUAAACAUACUGGAGUCCACAUAAAAUAAAUAACUAAAUAGAAGAUCGUGCUAUUUAUAAUUAAAAUCACCUAUAUGAGGGAAAAAACGAAGAGCGAAGAUCUGAAUAGGCCUAUACAGACGUUAAUCUGUAUAAUUCAGUUUGUUUUGGAUAAUGGAAAAGUAGAGUUACAAAGAAAAAGCCUGCUCUUUUUGGUGGUGGUCAGAUGCUCUGUAAUAUUAUUUUAGUAACAAAGCAGCUUUAUUUUUGUAAGUCUGUUAGAAAAAACUAGUAUCGCUGUGAUAUUAAAUCAGUAGUUUAGAGACUCAGUGCAGUGGGUCCGGUUCCUAUCGCACAGACCAGCAGACACGGAUCCUCGUCAUCCUGCUUUAAAGAAAGGAUGAAGCGGGAGGACCUCGCACGCUGCCUGUCCGGGAGCUGCCCGGCCGUACGUUUGUAAAACCACGGCCGGGCCUUCACUUGCAGCCCGGGCCGUGUCCCCUGGGGCCGCGUCCCGCACCGCCCCGGCUGCCGGGCCGCAGAACGACAUGUCGCGGCGGAGCUGCCGCUCGCCCUUCUGCCCACCCCCGUGUCCCCCAGCGCCUCUCGCCGCUCUCUCCCCGGCUCCCCUUCGAGCUCCUCCUUCUCCUCCUUCCCCUCCCCGGGCUCCUCCGGCGGCUCCGGGCCGAGCCGCGCCUGCCCCCGCCCCUGCCGGCAGCCGGGGCCGCCCUCCCGCGGCUGCGAGCUCCGGCACAAGAUGGCGGCGGCCGCUCGCUGGGCCCUGCUGGGCCUGGCGCUGUGGCUCUGCGCGGCCGCCCGGGCCGGCGAGCCGGAGGGGAAGCGUCGGGCCGGGCCGGCCAAGAAGAAGGAUAUUCGGGACUACAACGAUGCGGACAUGGCCCGGCUGCUGGAGCAGUGGGAGAAAGAUGAUGACAUCGAAGAGGGUGAUCUUCCCGAACACAAGAGGCCUCCAGCACCAAUAGAUUUCUCAAAAAUUGAUCCAGGCAAGCCUGAAAGUAUCCUGAAACUGACGAAAAAGGGGAAGACUCUGAUGAUGUUUGUCACCGUGUCAGGAAAUCCCACAGAAAAGGAGACAGAAGAAAUUACCAGCUUGUGGCAGGGCAGUCUCUUCAAUGCAAACUAUGAUGUACAAAGGUUUAUUGUUGGCUCAAAUCGUGCAAUCUUUAUGCUGCGUGACGGUGGUUAUGCCUGGGAGAUCAAAGACUUUCUGAUAAGUCAAGAAAGGUGUGCGGAUGUUACUCUGGAAGGCCAGGUUUAUCCUGGCAAAGGAGCAGAUGAAAGUGAGAAAGGAAAAAACAAAACAAAACCUGAAAAAGCAAAGAAGAAAAAAGAUGCAGACAAGAAAUCUAAAAGCAGCAAAGAGGACAACCGAGCAACCAAGCAGAGAGAUGAUCUAUGACGGUCGCAUUAACCAGACUGAAUACUGCUCUGCUGUUCCUUGAAGGGAAACUGAAGUUUCUGUACAAUUUCUGGCUUUACUUGGGGGGAAGGAAGGAAGCAGACAUUACUGAGGUUGAAAGACUUGUAUGUUGAAAUACACCAGUUUACUUAUUAAUGUUGGCCAUUUGUUUAGUUACAGGAAAGGUAAUGUUUAAUACCAGCGACUGACUAGUUUGUAAUUCUUCAUGCUUUUGUUGUUCAAAGUUAACAUGAAAAUCUCUGUGUCUGACAUUACAAACUUAAGUGGAAGGGAAGAAAUACAGUCUCAGAAUACACCUGUGUUUACCUGUAGUAGCUGCUGUGUGUCAUGGGUAUGCAAAUUGGUCAUUCAUUCAUUGUUGCUCUUAGGUAGCAGAGUUCAUUUCUAAAAGAUUCUUUAGGAAGCCAGUUUGCCAGACUAAGUUUGCAAAACUGGCUGAAAUUGCAAAGAACAGUGUUACAGUGGCCAAAGGUGCCUGAAAUUACAGGGUUUAGGACAUGUCUGACUAGACUGUCUUUUUUUAAAAUAAACAAAAACUCUUCUGUCCAUACCAAAAAUCCACAGAAGCGCUUAAAAGCAUUAUAGAAGGUAGGCAGAUGCUCAACAAAUGCACUCCAAAUCAGUACAGAAAAGAGAUUCCAUACCUAUCAGAAUUGAUGCUGUUGAGGUUAAUGGAAUUACAACGCCAACAGGAACGGUGUCAGGGUGAAAGGAAAAGUCAGAUUCAUGGCAUUCAAGUUGCUACUGCUGCCAAAGAACUGUGACCGCCAAUGCAAAUGCUAUGUAUGCCCCAUUAUCUUGACAGUGAGUGAGAAGAUACAACUUUAACUCAAAUUAAUUUGUUUUGCUAAGAGUUUGCUUAAAUCUUUAAAAAAAAAAAAACACUAGUUACAAUAGAGAGGUAUACUUGAAGUAGACGUAUCGCUUAAUGAUGCCUAAUAACCAGAUUAUGGUGAUUUUUUUUUUUGAUUUUUUUUGGUAGAUUCCUGAGGGACAUUGUUGACUGUAAAUGAAUAUUGAUUUAAGUACUAUGAAGAUUGAUAUUUGGGAGCAAGUCAGAUUUUUCCUUGAAAGACUUUAUGUAAUUAGGAAGGUGUAUUCAGUUGAAUGCAUGGCUUAGAGUUGCAUUUCCUUUAUCCCUUACUAAGGACUAAAUGCACCGAGUUUUUUUUGUCCACAUUGUUUAUCGUUUUCCAGAGGAUUAGCACAGUAUUAAUUGUCUUCAUUCAAUAGUACUAAGAUAAUGUUGCUUUGACUUUUUUUCAAGGUGCUAAUAUCCAAGUGUUUUGGAUGAAAGGUCCUAAUUGAACCAUAAUGGUUGAUUUUGUGGAAUACUUCAAUAUCAAAAGUGGGAAACUGUGACUUAUUGAGUGCUUGUUCCGAAAUAAAUUAUGUGGCUAAACCUACUGUUUCACUGAGUAGUAAAACCUUUUAAAUAAUAAUACAUUUAGAUAGAUAUCUGGGGAGAAACUAGCCUGUCUUUGGUUUCUGUAAUUACUUGUAAGGACUGAAUGAUGUUGAUGGGAGUUCCAGGUGAUCAUUUUUAUUUACUUUCAAUGGCAUUUGUAUUGAGUAUUAAAUAAACCUUUCCUACCACACUUCACUGAAGAAUCGUUGGAGUGGAAAACUGAAAAUCAUGUAUUUCUUCAGGUUUAACUUUUAUAUACUACUGUUAAUCCAAAAACGUAGAGGAGUUGAGAUAAGCCUCUGUAGAUACUUGGAUAUUGCACUGGGGAGAGAUGUGUAGUCCAUUUCUUGUUCAUAAUUAACUGAUCAUUUUGUAAUUUUUUCUGGUUUUGUACCUCCCUUUUUUUAAAGAAUAUUGCUUCUCAAAAGAUGAACAUAGUUCAAAUGAAACUAAAUAUGACAUUGACCAUGUUUUUGUCUUUUUACAACAUAAAUCUGUAAUAUAGAGAUGACAAAUCAGAUUACCAUCAGAAAUGUGUGGAAAUGUUCUGUCGUUUUCCUAAUGUUACGAAGCAUAAGCAUAUGACUUAUUUUUUGAUUAAACUGUUUUUUUUUUUCCUGAGCUGAAUAAUUAAGCAAUGCAAAAUAGUAUAUGGAUAAUAUAAAAUCAAAUAUGCUAAGGAGGAGGGACAAAUACUACCCUACAACUCUAGCCCAACUUUUGAGAAUAGAUGCUUGUUUUAAUCAUUCAUAAAUCAGUGUUUACAGUAGACUGGGUCUCUUCCCCUUCAAGUUAAAAGAACUGGGAGAGACCAGCUUUGAAAUUCGGCCAGCCAGUUGGCCAGUUAUUUGUUUUUGAGUGAUUAGUUUGAAUUUGCUAAAUGUAGGCAUGUUUUGUACCACAUAGCUCACUUUAAAUGCUUUUUUUGUUUGUUUCUGUCUUUGUUUUUCAAAGAUUUUGCUAGGUAUUCUGGUGUUUGACUCGUGUUUUUUUUUUUUUUUUUCUCGUAUACAAAAAAAAUGCCUUCAGGUAGACUUUGUCUUGCAUUUUCCUUCUCUUUUCUCCCCCUGUCCUCUACCACCCAUGCUUUAUACCCAACAAAUGAAUAAAUAUGCUAUUAAGUG